GCUCGGCUCGGCCCGGCUCGGCCCCGGCCCGGCGCGGGAGGGCGGGCGGGAGGGGCGCGCUCCCCCCGAGCAGCGGCCCCGGGCCGCGGCCCCCCGUUGCGGUCGAAGAGGCGUGCAGCACCGGGCCCUGCGAUGCCGUUUGGCUGCGUGACGCUGGGAGACAAGAAAGAUUAUAACCAGCCGUCUGAAGUGACCGACAGAUAUGACCUGGGCCAGGUCAUCAAAACGGAGGAGUUCUGUGAAAUCUUCCGGGCCAAGGAGAAGACGACAGGGAAGUUGUACACCUGCAAGAAGUUUCUGAAGCGGGAUGGGAGGAAAGUGCGGAAGGCAGCCAAAAACGAGAUCAUCAUCCUCAAAAUGGUGAAGCACCCCAACAUCCUCCAGCUGGUGGAUGUCUACAUCACCCGCAAGGAAUAUUUCAUCUUCCUGGAGCUGGCCACUGGCCGGGAGGUCUUCGACUGGAUCCUGGACCAGGGCUACUACUCGGAGAAGGACACCAGCAAUGUCAUCCGGCAGGUGCUGGAGGCUGUUGCCUACCUGCACUCACUCAAGAUCGUUCACAGAAACCUCAAGCUGGAGAACCUGGUGUACUAUAAUCGCCUGAAGAACUCCAAGAUCGUCAUCAGUGACUUCCACCUGGCCAAGCUGGAGAACGGGCUCAUUAAGGAGCCCUGUGGCACUCCUGAGUACCUGGCUCCGGAGGUGGUGGGGCGGCAGCGGUACGGGCGGCCGGUGGACUGCUGGGCCAUCGGCGUCAUCAUGUACAUCCUCCUCUCGGGAAACCCCCCUUUCUACGAGGAGGCAGACGAGGAUGACUAUGAGAACCACGACAAGAACCUCUUCCGCAAAAUCCUGGCUGGGGACUAUGAGUUUGACCCACCGUACUGGGAUGACAUCUCGCAAGCAGCUAAGGAGCUGGUAACACGCCUGAUGGAGGUGGAGCAGGACCAGAGGAUCACAGCAGAGGAGGCCAUCUCCCAUGAGUGGAUCUCUGGGAAUGCGGCCUCUGACAAGAACAUCAAGGAUGGCGUCUGUGCCCAGAUCGAGAAGAACUUCGCCCGGGCCAAGUGGAAGAAAGCCGUGCGAGUGACCACGCUCAUGAAACGCCUGCGGGCGCCCGAGCAGACGGAGACGGCGGCAGCUCCGGCCCCGGCAGCGACCCCAGCCCCGGCAAAGGCUCCUGCCCCGGCAAAGGCUCCGGCCCCGGCGGCGGCUCCGGCCCCGGCAGCAACUCCAGCCCCGGCAGCGACCACGGCCCCGGCGGCGACUCCGGCAGCGGCCCCGGCUCCCGCUGCCGCGGAGCCCGCGGCCACAGAGCCCGCCACCGACACCGCCCCGGAGCCCGCAGCCCCCGCCACGGAGCCCGCAGCCCCCUCCGCCACCGCCCCGGAGCCCGCGGCCCCCGGCACGCCGCCCGCCGCCACGCAGCCCCCGGCCCCCGGCACACCGCCCGCCACCACAUGUAACGAGGCCGGGGCCGCCGCCGAGCCCUCCAGCGAGCAGAGCGGCUGAGCGGCCCCGCGCCCC
This is a messenger RNA of Lonchura striata (white-rumped munia), 1527 nucleotides long. It is a transcript of the gene CAMKV, whose product is annotated as CaM kinase like vesicle associated. The record is from RefSeq and is a predicted model, not a curated record. Gene Ontology annotation, biological process: protein phosphorylation. Gene Ontology annotation, molecular function: ATP binding; protein kinase activity. Lineage: Eukaryota; Metazoa; Chordata; Aves; Passeriformes; Estrildidae.